UAGCUAUAAGAUGGAUCCAAUAAAGUCAAAAUAUUCUCUUUAUAAACGACUUCUACAUAAAUUCCAAGCACGUAGAGAUAUUCCAUUCCGAAGAAAGUUCUUUAUUGGGUAUGAUUUACACGGAAACACAUACUGGGAAUUCACAAUUGAUGGUCAAGUGAAUAAUUUACGUCGGAAGUUGGAACCAUAUAGGAAACAAUUCUUCGAAGCUGAUUAUUUCAAGACUAUCCCUCCACAAUGGUUGCAAUGGUUGCGAAGAACUAGGAACGUUCCUCCUACCCUUGAAGAGUUGUUACAGGACGAAUAUCGACAGGCAAGAAUUAAAAUGUUGGCACAACAAGCGGACCAGAAAUGGAUUGCCGAGAAGGAGAGGUUGGUUAGGGAUCAAGCUGUAAGGUUGGCCAACGAAUUAGAUAGAGUCAAACGUGAAAGUGGGAAAAUUGAUGAACCAAUUCAAGAAAAGAUAGAAGCUAACCUUGAAGAGAAGGUUGAUCCCAAGAAUCCUUGGCUACAGGCAGAUAAUGCUGAUUCAAAUCCAAUUGCAUCAGCUCAUAUUAAACCAAGAAAAUAAUAGACAUAGAAAUACUGUAUAUAGAACAAAUUCAUUUAUUUCAUAUUAAGUUUCUUCUCCACCAUAUCCACCAAUAAAUCACUAUAUUUUUCCAACAUAUCUUGGUGAUGUGGUUGAUUAAUCGAUUCAAGCAUCUGAACAAGUUUAUCGCCAACUAUCUUUCUAUCACCUGAACUAAGCAAAUUAACCUUCUUGUUAAUAUCCUCCAAUCGAUUCAAUAUACCGUCCACAGGAGAUGUAACUUCAUUUACUACGACAUGCGGGGGUUUCUUUGUAAGCACUGGUGUUGAUAAUACUGGCUUGUUAGGCAGGAUAGACUUUAAUGGUGAUUGUAACUUAGGCGUGCUGAUACUAGCAGCAGUUAAUCUAGCACUAAGAUUAGGGGUGCUCAGUCUUCUUGUAAUUAUCUUAGCCGGUGGUAAUAAGGUUUUUGCUGGCUUUAAAGGAGAUGGCUUCUCCAGUAAACGUCGUUCGGGAGAUCUUACUGGUGAUCGCCUUUCCAGAGCAAGCUUCUCCUGUGAUUUUGGCAAGAUCUUUCUUGAAACUUGCUUGUUAAUUAUCGGAGAAGGAGUUUCAAUUUCGCUUCUUUGUGGCGUUACCGCUGGUGCCUGUAAACUCCAAGUAAAUAAACAACCAUCUGAUCCGAUGGACACAAGUUUGGUGCCAUGCAUGAACAAUCCCACUAUUGAAUCCAGAUGACCCCAAACAACACUUAUUUCCGAUCCACCAUUGUAAUUAAACACCCGGAGUGAUUUGUCAGA
Spathaspora passalidarum NRRL Y-27907 is the source of this 1332-nucleotide messenger RNA. RefSeq lists its product as uncharacterized. Bases 11 to 571 code for a protein of 186 amino acids. NCBI's taxonomy places the organism in Eukaryota, Fungi, Ascomycota, Pichiomycetes, Serinales, Debaryomycetaceae. Gene Ontology annotation, biological process: mitochondrial respiratory chain complex I assembly. Gene Ontology annotation, cellular component: membrane. The transcript has a single exon. The record is from RefSeq and is a predicted model, not a curated record.